Stylonychia lemnae is the source of this 2973-nucleotide messenger RNA. The record is from the annotation of a GenBank genome assembly. Lineage: Eukaryota; Ciliophora; Spirotrichea; Sporadotrichida; Oxytrichidae.
AUGUCUUAAAACAAAGAUAAAAUUUUGCACAAAAGGCAGAGAACUACCUCUGGAGCAUCAGUUGACUCUUUCAAAAAGCAAAUAGCCAAGUAAAAUGACAUGAUUGAGGAUCAGGAAACUACUAAUACUAAUAGGAAAAUUCAUACAAAUAAUGGCAGCAAUGAUGAAAUCAAGCAUUCAUUAUUAUUUGAGCCUUAUAGAGCAUUUGGCUAUUAUACUUCAGACAUCCCAUUUUGUAUUUUCAAAAGUGACUAAGAUAUUUUAUUGGCUACCAGCGUUGGGGGACACGCUUUUUAUGUCUAUAACACUACUAAAUUGAAUUUAGUAUAUAUGUCAAGAUUCAUUGAGAAUGAAAUUUUGUAUAUUGAAGCCUCCCAAGAUGGUUAUAUAUAUACUGCUCUUGAUAAUUAAGUAAUUGUAUAAUGGAAGAAAAUGCAUAAGACAAAUCAAUAUAUAGGUCAUCAAAGCUAAAUUAUCAAAUUUAUUAUUGUGGCUGAUUUUAUUUUUUCCCUUGGCUAAGAUGGAGAGUUUAUUAUAUUCAAUAUUAGAGCAGGCAGUAUGGUUAAAAGAACAAAGUUUGCUUUAAAUUUCAAUAUUAUGAUGCAUCCAACCUCAUAUAUCAAUAAAAUGCUUUUUGCUAGUGACAAUAAGAUGGAGCUAUGGAAUGUGAUAGACAAUGAGAGAGUAUACGAGUAUAAAAAUAUCUUAGCUGAGAGAUAAAAUGUAAAAAUUACUUAGAUUAUCUAAUCACCUGUCCUUCACACUGUGGCUGUUGGUUUUUCAGACGGAGAGAUUAGACUAGUAAAUCUUCUUUAUGAUCAAGUCUUAUUCAAGUUCUAAUAAACUGAUGGUGGUAUUAACUGCUUAUCAUUUUCAUCCGACACAUCACUUGGUUUAAGUUUGAUGGCAAGUACAAGCAAGAAUUAGAACGGUGAUCAAAACAUCGUUUUCUGGGAUUUAAAUAAGUAGAAAAUCUAUUCAAUACUCUAGCUCCCUCAUAAUGGAAGAUAAAUUUCUCAUCUUUAAUUCAUGCCUAAUGAGCCUAUAUUAAUAAGCUCUUCAGAUGACGAUAAUUCAUUAAAGAUGUGGUUCUUUGAAAAGGGAAUUACCUAGCCAAGAUUGCUUAAAGAAAGAUGUGGGCAUGCUGAGACUCCUCAUAGAAUAAGAUUCUACGGUGGAAAAGAUGAUCCAGUUAAUCAAGGAGCCAGAAAUAUCAUUUCAUGCUCUGCUGAUGGAUAAUUAAGAGAUAUUAGUUUGUUAAAUGAAUUCCAGAGCAUGAACUUUUCAAAGAAGAAUCUCACCAAAUCUGAUUUAAAUAGAGAUUAAGGUGAUGAAGGCUUUGGAGCUGUUACAUAGUUUGAUUUCUGUGAAUUUAGAGAAAGAGAUUGGUAGAAUGUGCUAACUUGCUAAAAUAAAUCCAAAGUGCCUUUCCUAUGGUCUUAUGUCAAUCAUUCAAUCUCUAAGGUAGCAGUUGAAAACGUAGUCUUUAAAAGUAGAACUUCAGCAGUAGCCGUCAGUUAAUGCGGAAACUUUGGAUUACUUGGCUAUGAAAAUGGCUAACUUUAAAAAAUUAACAUUUAAAGUGGUAAAGAUAGAGGUCUCUUCAUCUCAAAAUUAGCUUCUUAAACCAUUCACACAGGAGAAAUUACUGGAGUAGGUAUUGACUCACUAAAUAAGAUUUGUGUGACCUCAUCUUAAGAUUCCUCUAUCAAACUUUGGGAUUUCUUCAGAAAAGAAUUGCUUAAAACCUUAAAGACGGAAUAUCCAGUUGAGAAUUUAGUUUACAAUAGAUUAAAUGAUCUUGUCUGCUUUUCUUAAACAGAUAUGUCCCUAACAAUACUAAAUGCUUAGUCAGGAUUGAGUAAAGUUAGAGAAUUCAAAGAAGCAGCUUCAAAUAAAAUUACUGAUAUUUGCUUCUCACUUCCUGAUUCAAAGUGGAUAAUCUGCUCAUCAUUAGAUAAAUAGAUUAGAGUUUGGGAUAUAUUGACAGGUCAGAUGGUUGAUUGGGUUUAAUUUAAGAAUGCCCCACUAUCAAUCGAUUUCGCACCCUCAGGUGAAUUCUUAGCAACUACUCAUAUAGGCUCUAAAGCUGUUUACCUUUGGUCUAAUAGACAAUAUUUCUAAAACUUGGUAAUCUAAAAUGUUGCUAAGGAACCAACUAUGAUAGAUCUCCCAACUCUCUCAGAGACUGAAAAUGUCAAGUAUUCACACAAAGAUUUCUAUUCCAUUGAAGAGGAAUAAAAAUAAGUCCAAGAUAAAAACGAUAAGACCUUAGUUCAACAAAAGUUUUAAGAAUUAGAUGAAAUUCACAAUUAGAAUUUGAAAUCUAGAUCAAAAUAUGUCAAACUAUCUAAUUAGCCAUACUCUAAAUGGUAGGCUAUCUAUAAUCUAGAGCAAAUCAAAGAGAGAAAUAAGCCACUUUUACCUAAAAAGGAACUGCCAAAAGCUCCUUUCUUCUUGUUUGAUAUUGAGAAAGUGCUAUUAGAAAAUGAUGCCACACCUGACUUGCUGAAGGAAUAACUAUUUUCAAAGAAUAAGAAAUAAGAUCAAUAAUAGGAUAAAAAGCAAAGUGCAGAAAACAAACUAAAAACAGCUUUAAAUAACAAACCUCAAAAAUGGAUUGAAGUAACUGACUUGCUUAAAUCUUUAUCACCUAGUGGAAUCGAAUUAGAGUUCAUAAGUCUCUCAAAUUUUGAUUUUGAAAACAAAAAUUCUAACCCCAAUCAUAACAUCAGCUUAAUGCUUGACUAUUUCAUAAGCUAAGUCAAGAUGAAGGUAGAGAGUGACUUUAUUCAAUCACUUAUUAACUGUUUCCUGAAAGCACAUUACGACAUUAUAAUGGAAGAUGAGGACUUAAUGACUAAGGUUCAGGCAAUAAUGAGCGAGACAGAGAGAAAUUAUCAAGAGCUUGAAGAUCUCAUAAACCAUAAUAUUUGCAUGAUCUCUCAUUUUACAGGAAUUCAAAUGAGCUGA